UAUGCUGCUUUUGAUAUUUUUAGCAUUAGUAUCCUCAUUAAGAAUUCCAAAAAACUUUGUCAUAUCAAAUAUUGAGAGGACAGUGUCUUUAACUGAUAGAUAUAUCAACAUCUAAUCUAAAGUAACUAUCAAAAUAAUUUUAAGAUUACUUUUUAAAAUGAUGGAGUAAUUCCAAUUGAAAAGAUUUAUUAUACAAUCCAUAAUGCAUUGUCAGAUAGAUUAUAUCAUGUCAAUGUAGAAGAAAGCAAUGCAAAAAAACUCAUAGAAGAUGUGGAUGUGAAAUACAAAUAGAAUGCCACAGUCUAUGAAUUCACAUUAAUUAGACCAAUUGAGCCUUCUUCGAAAUUAGAAGUAGAAUUAAGUGAACACUUUUAUAAAAGAUUUAAACCAUUACCAAAAGAAAUUGGAUUAGAGGUAUUAUAUAGAAAAUAAUAAUAAUUUAGGAUGAACAAUUAGUCUAAUUUAUGGAUUCAGUAUAUUUCUUCACUCCUUAUUUAGUAAAGAAUCAAAUAACUUAUUAUGAGACUCCCAAAAUUAUGUAUAAAUGCAAUUUAAUUAUAGCUCUUAUUCAUUAAAAUCAGCAACUCAAAGAAAUUAACUUCUAGAAUUUGGACCUUUCUAGGAUAUUAAACCUUUUUCUACAUAAAUUCACACAAUUCAUUUAGAAAAUAACACACCAAUGACUAUUUUUACAAAAGCAUCUAAAAUUAUUGAAGUCUCUCAUUGGGGUAAUAUUUUAAUUGAAGAAAAUUAUUCAAUUGAAAAUCAAGGAGCAAAGUUAAAAGGAGAAUUUGGUAGAGUUAAUUUUAAUAAAUACAAUCCAAAUGUUGGAAAACACUCUUUAAAAUAAUUAUCUGCUUCACUUCCAUAUGAUUCAUGGGGAGUAUAUUACAGAGAUGAAAUUGGAAACAUUUCAACAUCAAAUGCAGCUAAAGGGGUAACAUUUAAUUUAUAUGAGUAUCUAAGAAACUUAAUGGGGAAACCUAAGCCUUAGUCUAAUUAAGACCUAGAUUUGCAAUAUUUGGAGGAUGGAAUAGUAAUUUUACUUUAGGAUACAAUUUACCCACCAAAAAGUAUUUAAUUUCUAUAUAUAUAAUUUAGAUAUUUAGAAUAAGAUGGAAACAAUUUUAGAUUAACUUUAAAUUUCUCCUUUUCUGUUAAGGAAAUGGUAUCCGAUAAAUAUAACUUUUAAAUUUCCUUACCUGAAGGAGCUUAUGAUAUCCAAGUUGAUCUACCAUUAUAUGUGGAAAGAAAUGACACACUAUUAUUUUCUUACUUUGAUACAGUAGGUAGACCAACAAUCAUUUUGGAUAAGGCUACAACAAGUCAAUUCGAUAAUAAACAAAUUAUUGUAAUAUUUUAUUACUAAGAUAGAUCACUUAUAAAUUUUCUGGAGUAUCUAUAUUAAGAGAGCCUUUGAUGAUUUUCGGAACCUUUUUGUUUGCUUUUCUGUCAAUAAUAUAUUUAAGAAGAUUAGAUUUAUAGACAUUAAAAUUAAAAGAGUGAU
Paramecium pentaurelia is the source of this 1507-nucleotide messenger RNA. The record is from the annotation of a GenBank genome assembly. NCBI's taxonomy places the organism in Eukaryota, Ciliophora, Oligohymenophorea, Peniculida, Parameciidae.